Messenger RNA from Ostreococcus lucimarinus CCE9901, 837 nucleotides. RefSeq lists its product with no specific name. NCBI's taxonomy places the organism in Eukaryota, Viridiplantae, Chlorophyta, Mamiellophyceae, Mamiellales, Bathycoccaceae. The record is from RefSeq and is a predicted model, not a curated record. The transcript has a single exon. The annotation marks the transcript as partial.
GUGUACGCGGAGGAGGAGGAAGACCGGGACGACGGCGUCGACUGGGACGGGCUGCCGCCGGGCGCGGACCCGUUCGGGACGAAUAAGAAGGGUGGACGAGAGCGAGGGAUGCGGAAGCGGAAUCAAGUGAUGACGUUCGUGAAACACUUGCGAGCGCUACUUUCGCUGCGAGGGCGAAGGGAGAUAAAGAGGUGCGUCGAUUUUGGAUGCGGUACGGGGAACGUUUUGAUGACGUGCGCGGCGACGUUUCCGGAAAUCGACUUCGUCGGCGUCGAUUUGAACGCGACGAGCAUUGAGAUUUUAAACUCGAGGAUUCGGAAAUCGGGGUUGACAAACGUCAGCGCGGUGGUCGGAUUGAUCGAAGACGGCGAUACGUUCGGGGCGGACUGCGCGUUGGCGCUGCACGUGUGCGGGAGCGCAACGGAUCGAGUGUUAAACAGCGCGGUGCGAGCGAGAAUCCCGUUCGUCAUCGCGCCUUGUUGCGUGGGCAAAGUUCAAGAGGGUGGGAUGCGAAGCUUGAAUCGCAUGCGUAACGAUUUGAUUUCGCUCGAUAAAAUAGAAGACAUCGAGCGGCCGAGGUCGAGGCUGAUGCGAGCCGCGGGUUUCGAUUUCGAAGCGUACAUGUCUGCCGCGACUUUGGCCGAUUGGAGCGGGCACCAGGGCGUGGAUCCGAGCGAUCCGAACGAGCCUCUCGCCGCGCUUCCGAGACGCGCGAAGAGCGCCAUCGAGGCGGAUCGUGGGGAGUUUGCACGAGAGCACGCUUACGACGUGACGUUGCACAAGAUGCCCGCGCAAAGCGGCAUUCGCGAUGACGUCUUGGUCGGGAUCCCACUUUGA